Molecule: messenger RNA, 5285 nt
Organism: Puntigrus tetrazona (Sumatra barb)
Lineage: Eukaryota; Metazoa; Chordata; Actinopteri; Cypriniformes; Cyprinidae
Gene: cracdla
Product: cracd like a
Exons: 9
Coding region: 1145-4474 (1109 amino acids)
Source: RefSeq, a predicted model, not a curated record
GUGUGUUUGUAUUCGGUUUGAGGUUAAUACGUGUGUUUUUUUGCUUUGCCUGCAUGCAUAUUAUUGUUUUGUCCAUUUAAGAGGAUUCAAUCUGUUUGAGUUUGUUUUACUGGUCGAGUGCUCCGUUACUCUAAACCACACCCGUGACAAACAUGUUCGAGUCUGAAUUAGGAAAGCAAACAGAGCAACAAAUGUCAAAAAGGGACGGACUGGAUGGACUUUGUUUUUUUUUUUUUUUUUGUAGCAUAUCAACAUUAUCAAGGCAUGGUCAGUGAUAAGAAAGGUUUGUUGUUAUAAUAAAGGAUAGUGAUGCCAACAAGGUUGUAAUAAACUUGAGGCACGUUGUCCAAAAUAAGGACACAGUCUCACGUUUCACUUCAUGUCUAGCUUGUACACAUGCCUGUGGAUAAACACUGUGUGUGCGUGUGUGGAUAUAUAUAUAUAUAUAUAUAUAUAUAUAUACAGCUUUUAAUAUGUGAUUCAUACACCACAUAACAGACUAAAUAUUUUCUAUUAAUGCAUAUGGAUGUAUAUCUUCCAAAGACUAAUUAUACUUAUUUAUACUUGUAUAUAAUAAGAAUAUACAAAUGAAGUGUUUAUUUAAAAUAGAAAUCUUUUAAAUUUUAAAUGACUUUUUUUCCUGCAACUUUUGUUCACGUCACGUCAUCGACAUUUGUUCUUUAAACAAAUUAACCGACUGCACUCAAAUUUUGAAGAGUACUGUAUGCUCUGAACUAAUACAAGAUCCAUCAUUUUUAGUAAUGGAAAAUCACAUUGAACAUAUGAGUGCAGAAGAAACCUUUGGACUGUUGGUUUGAGAAAAGCCUUCUGUUAUCAGAUGCUGAAUUUAGCCCCGUUGCCACAUCAGAGAUAUGACAUUCCUCUAGUAUUUUACAUGUCAGUAAAUGACUUGUUUGCUGCUGUCCUUUGUAGAACAACUACUUUACUCUGUUGUGAAUUUAAGAACAAUUAACAGUUAAUAGUUAACUAUAAUUUUCCCAUGUCUUGCUACAUUAGACUAGAUCGUUCCCUUUGAUAAUUCCACUGACGUUGUCCAAACCCCGCCUGUAUUUCUUUUUUCCUCCUCAUUCUGUCUCAUCUGAUUUCUGUGUAACUGUCCUCAUUAACAGCUGUACCGGUGAAGAUGAACGUUCUGGAGGCUUCAGGAGACCCGGAGGGAGAAGGCAGUGACGACUUAACAGGAAGGAAGAACUCCAGGUUAAAGUCUAAGUCACGCCUGUUUGGGAAGAUAAGGAGGAAACAGGAUGAUUGUGGCAUGAAGCAGAGUCAGUCUGCAAGUGAUAUAACACAGAGUGUGGAGGACUCAGAUUGUUCCAAAGUCAUGCUGGGAUCCCGGGCAUUUUCAUAUGACAGCAUUUUUCAUGCAGAGCGCAGUCAUUCAGACCCUGAGCCUCUACGAAUCCUGUCUCAAGAGAACAUUCAUGGCAAAAUUCGAGCUCUGCAGAUAAAACUCCAGCAGCAAAAGCUGCAUUUAGGUCCUCCCCCACUUCUGAUGCCCGUGAAACGGCGUGAAGACUUAGGUGGAAGUUCAGAAGAUGACGGUCUUCCUCGUAGCCCCUCUGAAGUGUCCUGCGGAGAAGGACUAUACAUGAGCAUAUCGAACAAGGCUUCUUCACAGCCUCUUUCUCCUCGGCCGGUCAGCCCAGCACCCGCACCCCUUUCCCCUGGCUCAGUGGGCUUCAGCACUCCUCCACAAUUCACUUCCCUCCUGGACAACUCUGCUGCCCGUCACCGUAUGUCCCUCAAGCCUAAGAACCAAAGAGCCAGUGCCAAGAACAGGAGGGUGACCACUUCGGCUGGAAGCAGAGCACGAUCUGAGAGUUGGAACAAUCUGGACCGAUCACUGACUACUAAAGAGCAAGAGACUCCUGUAAAAGAGAUACCUCGAGCUCGCUCAUAUUCCUCACAGGUCUUACGGGGGGAGAGGCUUACGACUUCACUAAUCAAGAAUCCAGUUCCGGUUUCACCUUUAAUGUCUCUGCAGACUUCUGGAGACAGUAGGCAAGUUUCUGUUGAACCUGAGUUUGAGAGAAACAUCCUUUCCACAUCGCCUCCAAGCCCUGGCUUACGAGAAACAAGUCCAGUAGCCAAACCACCGAUCCCAGUGGUGCCAACUGACAAAAAGGGAAAAGGAGAAGUGAGUGAGAUGCUCAGUAGCUCCAAACUACCCAAGAACAGCCAAAGUAACAUUGUGUUAACUGUAAGACCAAGUGCACCUGCCACAACAGAAUUGAGUCCCGUGAAAGAUGAGAAGUCUAAUACUGUGCUAAUACAAACCAAGAUGGACAAAAACAGUUUUCAGAAUGCAGUAAAUAUAGAGAAAAGCCCAGCCUCUACUCAGGCUCCAACCAAUGUGAUUUGUGGAGUAAGCUUGAGACCAUCAUCUCUGAGGAGAAAUAUACCUUCCACGGAUGACAAACAUGAGUACAGGACCCUUCAGCCAGGCAGCGCAGUGUCGGCUGUUAGUCAUGAAGAUCACGCUCAAACAGAAUCCAUAAAGCGCCAGAGGACUGUGUCUGGUUCGUUCCACUUCAGCGUCUCCUCAGACAGGAGUCAAGAGCGGCCGAGGACUGCAAGCUUCACUGGAGUAGUGGGACACGCUGGACUGAAAAAGGAACCUUCGUCUCCUGCCAAACCUCCUUUAAAUUUCAAGACAGAGCGGCAAGUAAGUUCAGAAGUCGAGAAAACAAUAAAAGACCCAUGUGCUAACUUACCACCAACUUCAAAGAAGGAAGACAAAAAGGACACUUCUCCUCGGGCCUCGGAUGUGGAGGAUAGUCAGGACGAGAAGCAGGAGAUUGGGGUAGAGGCUACUGAAGGAGGACUACAGGAGGUGGAGGUGGCAGAAGAAGCAGUUGAGGAUGUGAUGGAAGAUGUAACUGUGGGAAAAGAGAGAGAGGCUACAAAUGCAUUCGGUGUGAAGCUUCGCUCUACCUCUCUUUCGCUAAGGUUUCGCUUGGACAAAGCUCCAUCAGAAGACAGAGUAAAACACCACAGUGCAUCAAUUUCACCUCCAGCCUCACAGUCUGACUUAACCAGCUAUGUGCAAACUGAAGACCAACACACUGCCAUGGGGUUUACGAAAGUCCAUGCUAAACUCAAAGAACCUCCUCUCCAAACGGACACGUCCUCAGUUCAUUCCUCCGGUUCGCCACCUAAGAGUUUCUGUAGAGACAAAGAGAGAGCUGGCGUCCUCAGACAGGCUGAACCUCAUCUCUCAUCAUCAGCCAGCAAAUCCACUAAGAUUGUACCUUCACCAUCUAAAGAAGGUACAGACUUGCCUCCAGAAGAGACUACAGCGGUAUCCUCUCAAGAGAACCCACCAACAUCUACUUCUUCAGAGGUGUCCUGGAUGGACAUGGCCAGAGAGAAGACCAGAAGCCUCCAGCAGCUCUUUACCAGUAGACUGCCCGAGUUUCCUAGCUUGCAAUCUCGACCAACAACCUUGACCACAACACAGCCGCAAACCCAAACAUCCACUUCUCAAGCCAAUCCAAGAAUCACACAGAACAUUUCAAGCCAGUCGACGACUACGCAGCCUCUUUCGAGACCUACAGAAACAAUACCGCUGCCAUCUGCACAGCAUUCUGGAAGAUCCUCACAAUCUGCCGCUCAGCCGAUGCAGAUCCAGACUCGAACAACAACAAACCAACCUCCAGCAAUUUCAAAUCAGACUCAAACUGACAGUACAAGAGAAGUCCAGUUUCAGUCCAACAGCCAAAUGUUUAAUUCAUCAAAACCAACCCAAUCUACAGUUAUCUCCGUAUCGACUGUGCAAUCCACUGCUGUGAACACAGCAAAACAUCCAUCACAAGCACUGGCACCACAUACACCACCCUUCCAGCCGUCAUCCCCGCUUCGAGCCGCAUCACAGGCCCCCACACAAGCUAUACAGCGUCCCACAGCACCCCCUGGUUACCAGUCAAGCCCAAAGUUAGCGUCCCAACAGUGUGGCGUAACGGUCUCAAAGGAUCCGCCUGGGAAUGAGGAAGGAGAGCCUGGCGUAAUCUCAGGGAAAGCUGACCGAGCGCCUGCGUCUCAGGGGACCGGGCCUGAAGAUGGCAGACCAGUGUGGGCAGCAGGAUUAGGAAACAAGUCCUCCCUCUUACAGCGCUGGGAGAACCAAACUACUGCUGCAACCAAGACAGGUGAGCUGAAAUCCACAGCAGAGUCUCAAGCCACAUCUCAAUCCACAGCUCCUCUCAGACCCACCUCAAAGCUCUCAGGCACAGGAUUCGACUCAAGCUCGUCGAUGCAAGCAUUAGUGUCUCCUGUUCCCACGAGGUCAGCAGACAGAGAGGAUAAAUGGCAGCAGAAAUCCGUGCCACCGUCAUCACCUUCAUCCUCACCUUCAUCAUCUCCUCUGCAGUCGGUCCGUGACACUGCCCAACCGUCCUGGAUGGAGCUGGCCAAGAGGAAAUCCCUGGCAUGGAGUGACAAAACUAUGGACUAAAAAAAAAAAAAAGGGAUGGAAAAAGAGUUUACAAGUGCAAGAAAGAAAUGCGGUUGGAUGCUAAGGUUGGAGGGCAUUUUCAGGGUUGUGUUCCUGAAGCAGUCUGGUUUGCUUCACGUGAACUUCACUAGACUUUGAAGGUAAAGCAGCGCGUUCUGGAAGUGAACCACUAUUGCGUGUGUAUAUUAUUGAGGGAAAGUUGCACAUUCAUCAGUCAGUAAACCUCCUAAUAGUGUUUAAAACCUCCUGUGAGCUGCUUGUAUCUCCACACGCAGUAUGAAUGUACGCACAGCAGAGAAAGAAAAAGGAGAAGUUAAUAUUGUGAGAUUAAAGUCUUGUUCUCUUGCAACACUGGCUAGCAGCUGCUGGUAAUGUAGUUUGCAAACGCACCACAGAACUGAGUGAGAAAGUAGAUCUCGAAAGGGUACAGAAACAGAUUCAGGUUGAGUCUCAAUCAAAAGCACCCUGAGAUCUGUGAUCUCAGGAAGAGGAAGAGAAAUAGACGGCACCAUACGCUUUCCCUGCUCCCCGACACACAAAACCAAUAACUGUCUCCCAGGAAAUACGUUUCUCAGGUUUAACACUUUGUAAUGUUCGUGAUUAUUUCCCUUACAAUUAGAAAUUAUUUAUUUGCAUGAAAUCCAUCCAAGAAUUUGUAUGUAUUUUAUCACCCGUUGAUUUUCUGACACUUGUUAGAUGUUAAGAUUUCUGUUAUUUUAAUGUUAAACUAUGUGACCGUAAUAAUAUUUCAAAUUACUCAGAGCUUGCUUUUGAAGAUACCGACUUCCUUCAAUAAAUUCAUCUUACCAAA